Molecule: messenger RNA, 677 nt
Organism: Nicotiana attenuata
Lineage: Eukaryota; Viridiplantae; Streptophyta; Magnoliopsida; Solanales; Solanaceae
Exons: 1
Coding region: 201-350 (49 amino acids)
Biological process (GO): negative regulation of cell population proliferation
Source: RefSeq, a predicted model, not a curated record
CCAUAUUAUUCUUCCUCUAUAUAAGAAGAAGAAGACCUUCUCCUCCUCCAACUUCAAAUCCAACUGCAUUCUUCUGCUACUUUGUUCAGUCUCUUUGUAUUCUUACACAAAAAACACAAGCUUUUUUUCAUACCCUUUUCUCUAUAUACCUUGAUUUCUUACUCUUUCAUAUUUUUUUCCCUAUUGACAAAAAGUUGGCUAUGGGAAUGAAGAUGAGCAAUGCUGGUGAAAAUAAGAGCUCAAAGAAGAAAAUAUCAAGUAGAAAACUUGGAAGAUUUCUAAAGGAGCAGAGAGGAAGGCUUUACAUAGUGAGAAGAUGUGUAGUCAUGCUUCUUUGUUGGCAUGACUGAUAAAAAUAGUCGAACCAGCAUAAUGAAAAAACUAGCAUUAUUAUUCAAAAAGAUCCAUUGGUUCGAGACUAAAUCCUAAGCUUCGGAGUGACAAGAAGAGAAAGUCCAACUUAGACCUCAAGCUCGAGAAAGGUCAUUAAUUGUUUGUGGCUGUUAAAUUACCUUUUUGUUUCUAAUUGUAAAUAGAAAAGAGUAAUAUUUAGCUAGCUUAGAAGUUAAAAUAGUUUGGUUAGUUUUUCACCAGUUCUUCUAGUUCAUUUGCGAUACACGAUAAUGAAAAGGAGAUUAUCUGGUUCGUAAUAGAAAUUUAUCAGCUUAAUGAUUUAA